CUUUAGGCCAUUUUCUGUAGUGAUCAGAAGGUGUUUUCAAAGAUCAGAUUGGUUUGUUGAUGUCAUCUUUUUAUAUAGUUUGCAUGGUGUCGCAAAUAAUAACAUAGUCUCUGCCAUUGUUCACUCUAGAUGGUGUAUAAUAUUUUAAAACAUGGCUGCAUGGGCAUCUAAAGACAGCUAAAUGAAUUUUGUGAAGAAACUGUAACCACAAACCAAGGAGGAUAGACAAAGGCAAUAAGAAGCUGUAUAAUGGACAGCCCGACGACAAGCCAAGCUUCAGAAACACUGAAGAAGUUCCUUUUAACAGACAGAAAUGGAAAAAGAAUAUUGAAUAUACCAGAAGGAUUUUACAAGGGAUGGAUUCCAAAAGCUUUGUAUACUUACCAAGUGGAUGAACUUUAUGUCCCUUUUCUCAAACUGUUCUCGUUUCCUGUAGCUGGCACAGCUCUUGGUAGUCUUAAAGACAUGCUAAUAUUUCAUGCAAUUGGCAAUUACCUUUAUAAACUACCUAAAUCCUUUGAUCAAUGUUCACUCAUUACCGACUUAAAUCUAGGCUUCAAUCAUUUCUCGGAAAUUCCUACCGCAGUUUACAACCUCACCACAUUAAUAGAGUUAAGUUUUGCAGAAAAUUAUAUAGAGUCUAUAGCACCAGAAAUAGGAAAACUGACCAAUCUUCGUGUAUUAAAUUUAUCUGGCAACUGUUUAUCAGAAGUCCCAGAUGAGUUAUCCCGUCUGAAAAAAUUACAGAUUUUGAAUUUGGCAGGUAAAUGGUACCCGAGAGGAGGAUUGGAACUGGUUCCAUUACCUGUUUGUAGUUUACCAGAGUUACAGGAACUGGAUCUGAGCUGGCAGAAAAUCCACACGAUUCCAGAUCAAUUUGGUAAUCUCCGUAAAUUGAGAAUCUUCAACCUACGUGGUAAUUUUUUGAUGUACGUAUCAAUGAAAAUCCACAAUUGUGAAAAGUUAGUUAAUUUGAACUUAACAGGGGCAUUAAGAUACUGUUCUGUUAUUCCUGAAGCCCUUUUUACCUUAGAAGAACUCAGAACCAUCAAUUUAAGUGGGAAUUUCUUCACAGAAAUACCUUCCAAAGUAUGUGAGUUGAGAAAGUUAAGGGUAUUAAUCAUGCAGAGAAAUGCUCUUUUGCGACUUCCAGUAGAAUUAUUUAGUUUACGUCAUCUGGAGGUUCUAGAGUUUGGUGAAAAUUAUAUAGAAAAAUUACCCGAUGGGAUUUCAAAUUUGAAACAACUCAAGUUUCUAGGCAUGGAACGCAACUGUCUGCAUGAUAUACCAGAUGAAAUUUGUCGGUGCCAAUCCCUGAUAACACUCCAUCUUGGUAGUAAUAAAUUGGACAAAGUCCCUGAACUCAUUUAUCAGUUGAAGAACCUUAGCGAUCUCAGUUUGAAUGACAACAAUCUUACAGAGUUACCCCUCUUGCUUGAUCGUCUAGAAAAAUUAAAAUUGAGCGAAUGUUUGCAUUUGUGGAACAACAAAUUAAAACGACCACCUCAAGCAAUCUGUGAUCAGGGAGUCCACGCCUUGUUUCCAUUUCUCCAAGAGUUACGCAUCAGCGAAGCCAAGCAUCGCAAAAAGAUGAUUCUUAUUGGAGCUGUUAAAGCUGGUAAAACAAGUCUACGACAUGCUCUUACUCUAGGCCACUCCCAUCUUACUGCUGAACAUGAGAGAACAUGGGUAUUAGAGCGUCAUUUGUGGGAACCUCGCUCUGAAUUACGUGUUCAAAUUUUGGAUUUUGGUGGCCAUCACAUUUACUCAGCAGCUCACCAUAUGUUCUUGACGCCAGAAGCAUUACACCUUUUAGUCUUUGAUUUGUCGAAAUACACAUCCGAAGAAUACGACGAAUUAAUUGGUAACUGGUUGGAAGCCAUCAUGGAUCGAGCACCAGGAGCAAGGAUUAAAAUAGUUGGCACUCAUGCUGAUUUAUGCAAUUCUCAAGAUAUCAGUGAAAAAGUAGAAGACAUCUUGCGCAAAAUUCACAAGAAUGAGAAGACAAACUUGGAUGAUUUGAAAAAUGAGAUUGCACGGAUACAAAAAAUAUUGGACAUGCCAGAAGCUAGAUUAAACCGUGGAGAAUUCACUGAAAUUGGACUUGAAAGAUUAAAAGAAAAGAGGAAUCACAUGGAGAAGAUUCUGAGCAGUCGCUCGGCUUUACCUCACAGUAUUCAAAUAGUCAGCUGCGCCAAAGAUUUAGAAGGAUUGGAUGAGUUUAGGGCAGGACUGAUUAAUGAUUUGACAGAAACCGAAGAGAUGGCGCUACCCAAAUCCUGGUAUAGAUUUUUACAAGAGAUACAAGCUCACCAAGAGAGAAUCCUGCCUUGGAAUGAAGCUCUUCAUAUUUUCAUUAGAGUUAUGGGUUCCUUUAACCAAUCAAUGAUAGCAAUGGGUGGUUCUCCAGAUCUUAGUAUGAUUAUGGUAUUGAUGUACUUACACAGAAUGGGAGAGAUUGUCUGGUAUGAUAAAAAUCCCAAGCUUCGCUCCAUCAUUUUUCACCGACCAGAAACUUUGGUAGAAAUGCUCCGAGCUGUUUUCAGACAUAACUUUAAAGAGAUAGUAGUCUUUGAAGAUAUUCAUGGUAACAGUGCUGGUUUGACCAGAAAUAGAUUUGAUUCCCUGAAAGAAGACUUUCUAGAAGAAGGACUGAUGUCAUAUGAACUUCUUCAUUACUGUUUGUUACAUUUUGAUCUUUCAUCCGAUGAUUUGGAUACCUUUAUCUCAUUAAUGUUGAAGUUUGAUCUGUGCUUUGAGGUUACCAAAUCAGCAUUAUCACCAAAUCGCCUAGCAUCAGUAUGCAUUUUGCAGUUUCCUUGGUUUUUCAAACCAGAAAUGCCAGACAGUGUCCAAAAUGCGUGGCCGGAGCGUACACCACAAAAUCAAUUUGAACUUUGUUAUCAUUUACAUUUUACGAAUAAGAGACCACCACAUUUCUUUGCUAAAUUUUCUGUUCGACUUCAUAAUUAUUUCACGGACAGAAUCAACUGGAAGUAUGGAGUUCUAGGUCGUAAAAAUCUAUCUAAAGUGCUAGUCAAGAGAAAAACAGUGGACGGUUCCACGUUUGUUUCUGUGUCAGUGCGUGGAUCAGACUUACAAGAAAUGUGGGGACUUAUUCUGAAAACCAAAUCGGAUUUGUUAAACUUGUUACAAGAAUGGCCAUUUAUUAGGUUUGAAUUAAGUCUAGUAUGUAGCCAUUGUAUUUUGCAUAAUAUAGAAGAUCCUUUCCGAUUCCCGGGUGAAGUGCUCCAGUUAACAGUUCCUAAAAACGUCUACGUUGCAAACUGGUGUAAGAAAGCUCAAAACAAAGAUAUCCCAGCAUGCUUUGUUUAUCCUCUAGACCAAGAAGAUCAAGUUGAUUUACAGAAACAUAUGAAAGCUGCUACUGAGUUUUUGAUGUCAAGUUUAACUCUUGAUGAUGUAGAUGGAAUGAGUUGUAAAUCAGUUUUGUUAUCUGAAGCAGGAUUGGCUUUUAUAGCCUCAGAUCUUGGUUUUAAUUGGUCAUUGGUGAUGGGUCAACUUGGUAUUGCACAGAGCCAUAUAGAAGUCAUUCAGCUAGAUAAUCCUAAUCAAACAUACAAACAGAUCUUAAACUGUUUACGUAAAUGGAAGGAUAGCUCCAAUAACUCGGAUGAUGACAAAAUUGAGGAACUUUUAAGAGUAUUGGGAAGUGAUGAAAUUGGGCGUAUGGACAUAGUGGAAAAAAUAAGAGACAAGUUUCAGUUGUGAUAACUUUAGGUAUGGUAGUUAAUACAUUAGUUUAUUGUGGUGUGAAUAAUUCAGAGAACUGGAAUACUAGGAGAAGAAACUGUGGAUGCCUAAUUUCAGACUUUCAGGAGAACUCUUCAAGAGUAAAUGAGAUUUCAACAGCAUGUGUGUUAGAGACAGAAGUAUACCAUUUUGGUGUAUGAUUUUAAAUUAACCUGUAUAUUUAAUGUAUACAGAGUGAUCAAGUUUCAACUUGUGUGUUUAUGUAUAUUUAAUGUAUACAGAGUGAUCAAGUUUCAACUUGUGUGUUUAUGUAUAUUUAAUGUAUACAGAGUGAUCAAGUUUUAACUUGUGUGUUUAUGUAUAUUUAAUGAGAAUUUUAAUGUACGUAUCAAUAGAAAUAGUUAGAUGUACUUCUCGGCUAGAGUUCCAGUAUAUUGUCAGACAAGUUCCAAUUAUAUACCAAUCCAUUGUUUAAGUUUACUGCUGAUAACUGGUUCAUGUGGUCUUAACGGAAUGCCUUGUGAAUGUCUAGCUUGGGCUAGGGGUUAGAUGUAAAAUUAUUGAAAUUUCCAAUAGUUUUAAUUUUCCUAUGCAAAUGACCUCUGCAACUAGCUUGACAAUAAACUCUCCCAAUUUCCCUACUGAAUGAGAAGUAGUAUUGGACAAUAUAUUCAAAAACAGGAAGCAUACCCUGCCUUGUGCAAGAAACCAGUCAGUAUUUAUUGUAUAUCCUACUACGAGUAUAGAGUUUACUGGACUGACACUCAGUUGAGCUACAACCCUGCUUUCUUUUGUUUACAUCUUGAAUUGUUUCUUGAAAUAUGAAUCAGGAUUAAGGUAUCUCAGAUUAAGUAUAGAAACUGGUGGUAUUGCUGCCACAAUAUUCUAUAACUGAUUGAGGUAUCAACACCACACAUCUUAUGAGAGAUUGAGAUAUUGUUAUAGCCCUUGUAGUCACCUAGAAGAGUUGAUUGUAAUGAUAUACAUGUUACAGCUGUCUCUAAAAGUUACGAAGGGGUAUUAAAAUGGGCUAAGUCCUUCAAUUCCAGUUUUGUUUCCCAUAAACCUGUAAAAUAUAUUUUUUUUAUAAAACUUUGAACACGCAUCAACCUUUUGUUUAUUAGAAAGAUCACAGAUUUAAUCAUUUUUUAUGUUUCUAUAGAAACAAAUUUGACUUAAUUUGUUAUUAUUGUUGUCUCAUGUUACAUGUAGACACCAUAAUGUAACUUUUAUACCAUAAUCUGUUGAAUGGAUAUAAUGUACUAUAGUACAAGCUAAAUAAAUAUCAGCCACGGUUUUCACAGAGUAAAAAUAUAGAUAUUAAUCCAAUUAACCUUCUAAUCUGAAAUUUUAAAUUCAAAAUCAAAAUUAUUUAACAGGGUUAGACAUCUGUGAUAUUAUAUUUGCUGUAAUUGUAAUUAUUGACCUUAUAACAGUGACUAUCACUUUAACAUCAGCUUAUAGAAAUAGUUAGCAGGAUCUACAGAUGAUAAUUAAAUCCUUGUAUUUCUUUAUAUAAUUAUCUUGAGUAUAGGAUAAUGGUUUCAGGCAGAUAUAAGCAGUUUUAUUAGGUAAAACAUAUCAGGGUUCAUAUUCAGUUAACUACUUAAAGAUAUGGAUAGUCAGUCAAAUGCAAAAAAUUCUAAGUUAAGAUUAUUCACCUGGGGGUCAUUUUUUUAUGAACUGAAUUCAGGCCUUGGGACAGCUUCUUUAAAAUGCCGAAAAAGAUAGAUUUUAAAAUUCUAGUUUUACUAAUAACAUAUUGAAGAUUAUAAGUGUCCAAUUUCCCAGGUAACAUAUUGUACUUAUGGUGGCUAUUUACUGCCAUAUUCUUACACCCAUUCCCACUAAUAAUCAUAUUUUUUUCUACAUAAUUGUCCUUCUUUGUAAAUUUUACCAUCCAUGGAAAAGAUCAAUGGUUAAUUGAAAAAAAUAGUAGGCUGAGAUUAGUAAGAUGUUGAUGAUUGGGUGAAAUUCUUGUUUCUAUAAUUUUUUGUUUGAUAGUAUAGACACUAUAAUCAUACAACAGUAUUUUUACUGUUGGUUAUGGUUAUGUAUUAUAGAUAUUCAAAAUAAUGUUGUAAUCUUUUUACAAGUUUUAUAUUGGUUGUCACUUUCCAUGUGUAGAAAUAAGUAAACAACACAAUUAUGUUUCUGAAAAGAGUUUAAAGUUUUCACUCAGAUUUCUUUUUUUUAACACUUACCUAUAGUUAACAUUUUGUCAGGAUAUUUUUUACAUUUUAUUUUAAGUUAAUAAUCCAUGAGUGUCAAACUUUUUAUUCAAGAACUUUUUGACAUUUCUUAGUAUUUAUGUAAGAUAAUGAAAUAUUCCUUUGAUAAUAUAGCCUUGAUCACUCCAGUACAGAUUGCCUAAUGCGCAACAACAAUGUUAAUUUUCUGUACAACGUCAAAGGUCUUGUCAAGUCAAGUGGCGUGAUUUCGAUUCCCAGUUUGUACAUCACAAGGACUUAGGGUUUACUUCCAACCUCGUGGUUUUUCUCGGGUUCCUCCAGUUUCCUCCCACUGCUAAAGACCCCUCUGCACAAGUGAAUUAUUGAAAUAAAAUUGAACCACAUGUUAGGCCUGACACAUGUCCAGUGGACGUUAAACUCCAUUUCUCUCUCUCUUUAAUAUAAGUAUGACCCUUGACCUUGACCUAUGUUUAAAAGUAUCCAGAAUGCAUUGUUAGCUAGUAGAUUGAGACAUCAAUUCCUAUCCUAUAUAUCAUUGUAUGAACUAUAUAUAUAUACAACCUGUUACUAUAUCCACUAUUGAGUAUAUUUCCUUCAGACCAAUAUCAAUAUCCAUUGCUUGAGACAGUGUGGGCAGGACUGAUUAAGGCUAGUGUUGGUCAAGAUUCUAUACAAAUAAUCAUUGACAUGAAAUUUGUUAACAUCAAAACAAUGUCUUAUGUGAUGCUUGAGAAAAUCUCAUCUUAUCUACAUAAUAUAUUUAUAGUCUAUUAUUUUAUUUUUAUUGUUCAUUAAAAACAUGAUAAUAAGAGUUUUUAAACUAUUAUUAUUUUCUUCAUCUGUUAAACCAAUUUAAAUUGAGUUUAAAGGAGCUAAAUCGCUAAUAUUUUGGGACCUACAAAUUGACACAAAUGGGUCGCUAUGUAUAUAAUAAUGUAAUAUGAAUGUAAAUAAACUGAUUUACAUUCAAUCGUUCCCGUUUUUACUCUAAUUUCAAAGCAGUUAUGUUCGGCGAAAUACGCCAGAGGUUUCAAUCCAAUGGCAAUCUCUAGUGUCUGGUUAUUCUAGUCUACACCGAUAGUAUUUAUUGCGCAUGUUCUCCAGAUACGAAUAUGGGGGUCACCGUUUGACAUGACUUGUAGAACAUGUUUAACCUCGUUCUUCGAGUCGCUUGCUACAAAUUGCUCUGAAACGCAUUAUGGUACACGAUUCGUGUACCAAUCGUAAUAUGUUUUUUUUGUCUUAAAUAUUAGAUAUCAGAAGCCCAUCUUUUUCCGGUAAGAUCACAACACCAAUGUUGAUUAAAAUUGACAAAUAAUUCGUGUUUUCAUUGUCGAAGGUUUUGGAUGAUAUUGAGUUAGAGACUUAGCUACUUUAAUAUAUGAAGAAUGAUAAUAUUUUUUAUUCUAUAAUUGUCUUUCUCUCAUUAAUUAGAAACAGGAUAAUAUUACUCAAAGUUAUACAGUGUAAACAUUGAACAUAAAUAGAGAUUAUAGAGAUGUUUUAACAAAUGUACUCAUCCUAAACCCUCCCUACCUCUCUUUACCUCUAUUAGUAUAUAAACAUUAGUUUUAUUUAUUUGUGUCUAUUAUGUUUAUAAUAUAAAUGUUUUAAAACCAAUAAUUUGAAGAAGUGUGGACACUGGAAUAAUUUGGAAGUUAAAAAACUAGGAAAGUGGACAAAAUAAAGUAAGAGUGGGUGAAAUAUUAUUAAAUUUUAGAUAUUUAAUUUGAAAUUAAAUGAUUUUGUUAUUAUAAACAAUAAAAUUGUUUCUGAGAAUAAUGGUCAGAAUGUGUAUUAUCAAUUUCUAAAAUAUUACUGGCUGUUAAUUAGUGUCCAUUGUGAACAUAUAGAGCAAUUGAGCAAACAGAAUUUUGGUGAAGAAAACGUUUGAAAGGGUUGAACAGCCUUUUUAAAUGUGUGUGUGUGUAAAGUUAUGAGGGGUGGGUGUGCUGUGAUGUUAGGUACAGAUGUAUUCCAGGAAUAAAUCCAGAUCCUUUCACAAAUACUUGAACUUAGGUUAUAGAGUAUAUAUGUGGCUGAGAUAUCAGUUAGUUCACUGAAUGAACAUCUUGCUUUUUAACCAAGUUAAUAUGACAACUUUAACCCUGGAGUUUGAAAAGUUACAUUUUAUUAUACAUGUAUACCCACUCUUUAAUGCAAUUUAUAAAUCAUGUUUGUUAUGUUUUAUUGUAAUGUAGACAUUGAGUGCAGCAGUUAACAUAAAAAUAUUGGUUUAUGGAUGCAAGGAGUCACUGAAUAGAGUUCAAUUGAACCCUGCAUUUGAAAGAUAUUGAUUGACAGGCAAAGGCCUGGACCACAAACAUGAGAAAUAAAAACGAUGAAGGUUACAAGUAUUUGUUUUGUUUUAAAAUAAAAUUGUGUAUACAUGACUGAAUUAUGUAGAUAUUUUAAUUCUUAUAAAGAUAAAAUAUUAAAUCUAUAACUAAUGUUGACUAUAAGGUUUCUAUCAAUUGUAGAAGUCUAAAUGAACUCAUUGUUGUCUUGUGUUUUGUAUCUGAAUGCAAUAAAAAAUUAACAAUA
Messenger RNA from Patella vulgata (common limpet), 8450 nucleotides. Its product is annotated as malignant fibrous histiocytoma-amplified sequence 1 homolog. NCBI's taxonomy places the organism in Eukaryota, Metazoa, Mollusca, Gastropoda, Patellidae. The record is from RefSeq and is a predicted model, not a curated record. The transcript is spliced from 5 exons. The coding region runs from base 250 to 3732 and encodes 1160 amino acids. Gene Ontology annotation, molecular function: protein binding. Gene Ontology annotation, biological process: signal transduction.